This is a messenger RNA of Oppia nitens, 1637 nucleotides long. It is a transcript of the gene Rpt2, whose product is annotated as 26S proteasome regulatory subunit 4-like. Gene Ontology annotation, cellular component: proteasome regulatory particle, base subcomplex. NCBI's taxonomy places the organism in Eukaryota, Metazoa, Arthropoda, Arachnida, Sarcoptiformes, Oppiidae. Gene Ontology annotation, biological process: proteasome-mediated ubiquitin-dependent protein catabolic process. Bases 185 to 1531 code for a protein of 448 amino acids. The record is from RefSeq and is a predicted model, not a curated record. The transcript is spliced from 4 exons. Gene Ontology annotation, molecular function: ATP binding; ATP hydrolysis activity; proteasome-activating activity.
AUAUACGAAAACAAUUGAAUGAUUUGAGCAAUGAUUCAGUGAUUUUGUUAUUUGACUUCAAUUCACAGCAAAAACUAAUUUUUAUAAACAAUUGUUUGAAUUUUUACCCGAAUUUACGGACACUUACUGAGAGGUCAACACCAAAACAAAAGACUGUUUCCCGAAGUUAUUGUUAUUGCAAACAAUGGGUCAGCAUCAUUCGGGUGGAUCGGGAACUGGCGGUUCGGGCGGCGAUAAGGACAAGAAGGGUCAGAAAAAGGAACGCUCGGCACCGCCGCCGGUACCGACAAUACGCGGUCGCCGUCGUAAGGGUGGUAAAGGACCGGACAGUGCAUCCAAGUUGCCGGCGGUUACGCCACACACACGAUGUAGGCUUAAACUUCUGAAGUUGGAGCGCAUCCAAGAUUGGCUGCUUAUGGAGGAAGAGUUCCUCAAGAAUUGUAACGCAACCAUCAAUGCUAAGGCAGAUAAAGAAGAUAAUAUUGAUGAAGAACGCAAUAAAGUGGAUGAUCUGAGAGGGACACCGAUGUCUGUGGGAAACCUCGAAGAGAUUAUCGAUGAUAAUCACGCUAUUGUGUCGACUUCUGUCGGCUCCGAGCAUUAUGUCUCGAUCUUAUCUUUUGUCGAUAAGGAACAGUUAGAGCCUAACUGUUGUGUCUUAUUGAACCAUAAAGUGCACGCCGUUGUCGGUGUUCUCAGCGAUGAUGUGGAUCCGAUGGUCAAUGUGAUGAAACUGGAGAAAGCGCCUCAAGAAACCUACGCCGAUAUUGGCGGUCUCGACACACAAAUUCAAGAGAUCAAAGAGAGUGUUGAACUGCCGCUAACUCAUCCCGAAUAUUACGAAGAAAUGGGUAUCAAACCGCCCAAAGGUGUUAUUCUGUACGGCCCGCCCGGCACAGGCAAAACACUGUUAGCUAAAGCAGUGGCCAAUCAAACAUCUGCAACCUUCUUGCGAGUAGUCGGUUCCGAACUCAUUCAGAAGUAUUUGGGUGACGGACCGAAACUCGUACGCGAAUUAUUUCGUGUGGCCGAAGAACACGCGCCGGCCAUUGUGUUUAUCGACGAGAUUGACGCCGUCGGUACCAAACGUUAUGACUCCAAUUCUGGCGGCGAACGAGAAAUUCAACGAACAAUGUUAGAGUUGUUGAACCAAUUGGACGGUUUCGACAGUCGCGGUGAUGUUAAAGUAAUAAUGGCCACCAAUAGAAUUGAAACAUUAGAUCCGGCCCUAAUCAGACCCGGUCGUAUUGAUCGUAAAAUUGAGUUCCCGAUGCCCGACGAAAAGACAAAACGUCGUAUAUUUAACAUUCACACACAACGCAUGACUCUGGCCGAUGAUGUUGACUUCGAAGACCUUGUUCUGGCCAAAGAUGAACUGUCCGGCGCCGACAUUAAAGCCAUCUGUACAGAGGCCGGUCUAUUAGCCUUACGCGAGCGCCGUAUGAAAGUGUUGGGCGACGACUUCAAGAAAGCCAAAGAGCACGUACUCUACCGCAAGAAAGAAGGAACUCCUGAAGGACUUUAUUUAUAAUAUAACACACUAUUAGACAACUUAUCUUUUUUGUCAUUUGUUUUUUUUUUGAUUGUAUUUCUCAUUAAAAGAUUUUUUUAAACUAUAAAACUUGGAGACACUUGUU